AAUGGAAAAAGAAAAAGGAGGAAAAAAAACCGUUUUUUGGUCCGUCUUCAUCAUUGGAGUUAUAAAAGGGAUAAAAUAGUUUAGUCAUGAUGGAGAGAAUGAUUUAGCAAGCAAGUUCCUACCCACUCCAUUACCUGCAUUGACUUUUGGACUUAAAUUGCUAGGGUUUCAAGCCCCCACUUGGUGAUUUUUCUCAUUGUAAUCGUCUCAAUUCUCAAGUUAUUGGGAUGCUGUGUCCAAGAUUAUAUGGAUUUGGCCUGGCUUUUUCGUUUUGCUGUUUCAUUCUCACAGCAGCAGCACAAAAGACAAAUCCUUCGGAAGUGAAUGCACUCGUCCAAAUCAAGAAAAGUUUGAUUGAUCCCAAGAACCAUCUGAGGAACUGGAACAAGGGCGACCCAUGUAGAUCAAACUGGACUGGUGUUUGGUGUUUUGAUAAAGCUGGGACUGAUGGAUACUCCCAUGUCCAUGAGCUUUACUUAAUGACUUUGAAUCUCUCGGGAAGUCUAGCACAUCAGCUGGGUCAGCUAUCUCGGCUUCAGAUACUGAAUUUCAUGUGGAAUGAUCUGACAGGCACGAUACCGAAGGAGAUAGGAAAUAUCAAAUCAUUGAAACUCUUACUCCUGAAUGGCAAUAAGCUAUCGGGUGCUUUGCCAGAUGAACUUGGCAAUCUCUUAAACUUGAAUAGGUUCCAAGUUGACCAGAACCAAUUGUCAGGUCCAAUACCACCAUCGUUUGGCAACAUGGUCAAUGUUAAACAUCUCCACUUGAACAACAACUCAUUCACUGGUCAAAUUCCACGUGAACUUUCAAAGCUAAACAAUCUACUGCAUUUGCUUGUGGACAAUAACAACUUCUCUGGCCAUCUUCCACCAGAAUUUUCCAUGUUGCCAGCAUUGCGCAUACUCCAAGUGGAUAACAAUAAUUUCAGUGGAACAGAAAUUCCUUCAACCUAUGCAAACUUUUCCAAGCUAGUAAAACUAAGUCUUAGAAACUGCAGCUUGCAAGGAGCUGUUCCUGAUCUGAGUUCGAUAAAGGAGCUUACAUAUUUGGAUCUUAGCUGGAAUCAUCUUAGUGGACCCAUACCAGCAAAGAAACUUGCAGAUAACAUGACAACUAUUGACCUAUCAAAUAACAGGAUCAACGGAUCUAUUGCUGAAAGCUUCAAAUUACUCCCUUUGCUUCAAAAAUUGUCACUAGCGAACAAUUCUUUGUCCGGAUCCAUCCCUGCUAGUAUAUGGCUGAAUAUGUCCUUCAGUAGGACUGCUAAGCUCACAAUUGACCUCCGCAAUAAUUCAUUUUCAGACAUUUUAGGCAGUUCAAGUCUACCAGCAAAUGUCACCUUGAGGCUUGCUGGCAAUCCUAUCUGCAAGAAUUCUAACAUUCAAAAUAUUGGUCAAUAUUGUGCCUCUGAUGGGGUUGAAUCUGACGAACCUAUGAAUUCAACAACUUCCUGCCCUGCUCAAGCUUGUCCAACGGAUGAUUUCUAUGAAUAUGUCCCAGCUUCUCCUGAUCCCUGCUAUUGUGCAGCACCUCUGAGAAUUGGAUAUCGUCUGAAAAGCCCAAGUUUCUCUUACUUCCCUCCUUAUAGAACUUAUUUUGAGUCGUAUCUGACUCAGUCCUUAGAUAUGAACCUAUACCAAGUGUGGAUAGAUUCAAUUGCUUGGGAAGCAGGACCUCGUCUUAGGAUGUAUUUGAAACUUUAUCCUAAUUACAAUGAUUCCCACUCUAAUAAGUUCAAUACAAGUGAGGUCCGGCGUCUUCAAGCAAAAUUUGGAUCAUGGAAUUUUCCUCGCACUGAUCUUUUUGGACCAUAUGAACUCCUGAAUUUCACUCUUCUUGGACCUUAUGAACAUCUAAUUGCUGAGACAAGUAAGAGGAAGAUCAGUACAACUGUGUUAGUAGUUGCCAUAAUUGCAGCUAUUGCUUGUGCUACCACAGUCUCUGCAAUUGUCACUCUCGUCAUAGCCAAAAGACAUAUCAAAUACCGGUCCAAACUAUCCAGGAACCAUAUGUCCUCUAAUAUUUCCAUCAAAAUUGAUGGCGUGAAAGCAUUCACUUUCAAGGAACUGGCUCAUGCAACUGACAAUUUCAGCAGUUCAGCUAUAGUUGGCCAAGGAGGUUAUGGGAAGGUUUAUAAAGGCAUUCUGUCAGAUAAAACAGUUGUGGCCAUAAAGCGAGUAGACGAAGGUUCUUUACAAGGCCAAAAAGAAUUUUUGACUGAGAUUGAACUUCUGUCAAGGUUACAUCAUCGAAAUCUAGUCUCAUUGGUCGGAUACUGCAAUGAAGAAGGAGAGCAGAUUCUGGUUUACGAAUUCAUGCCUAAUGGUACCUUGCGGGAGUGGAUUUCUGGCAAAAGGAAGGGAAACCUGAACUUUGGUAUGAGGUUGAGGGUUGCAAUGGGUGCCUCCAAAGGCAUACUGUAUCUCCACACUGAGGCUAACCCUCCUAUAUUCCACCGAGAUAUAAAAGCUAGCAACAUACUUCUGGACCGCACGCUGGUUGCUAAAGUGGCUGACUUUGGACUCUCACGUCUUGCACCAAAUAUGGAUGACGAAGGAAACACGCCUAAAUAUGUGUCAACAGUUGUGAGAGGAACACCUGGAUACCUAGAUCCUGAGUACUUUUUGACUCAUAAGUUAACGGACAAAAGUGAUGUUUAUAGCUUGGGAAUUGUGUUUCUGGAGCUUCUGACAAGCAUGCAACCAAUAUCUCAUGGGAAAAACAUUGUUCGUGAGGUUAGUGAAGCUCGUCAGUGUGGCACAAUAUCGUCCAUUAUAGAUAGCAAAAUUGGUUCCUAUCCAUUAGAUUGUGCGGAGAAGUUUCUGAAUCUUGCCCUCAGUUGUUGCCAUGAGGAUCCAGAGGAGAGACCAUCCAUGGCAGAUGUGGUGAGGGAGCUUGAGAUUAUGCUUUCAAUGUUGCCAGAUUCUGAAACUGCUUUCCCAGACAGUGCUUCUGAUUUUCCUAUUAAAAUGGCUUCAUCAUCAUCAACAUCAUCGACAUCCUACAUGGCAAGGGAUGGCCAAAACAUAACCUCUCCCAUGUUGUCAGGAAGCAACCUUGUCAGUGAUGUUAUUCCCACCAUUGCUCCUCGUUAGACAUAUGAUUUUGUAGGAGAUCAAAGUUGGAACUAGAUCCUCUCACUGCAACAAUUCUGCUAUCCUCUCCUGUUCAAUAUUUGGCUCAUGCACUUAAAUCUAAUGGUUGAGAGAACUCAAUCCAAUAACUAUGAGUGCAUUGUCAAUAAGAACAACAUAACCAAUGGACCAAAUUUCAGACAGGAGAAGACGGUGAACGUACAUGGUGUCUUGUGAUUUUCUGCAUAAACAAAUGGGAAAAGGUUCUUAGUCGCGGAAAAGCUGAGGUUGGGGUUGUGGUAUAGUGGAUGAGGCAAGAUGUAUUAUAGAAGAUGUAGAUAGGAAAUUAUGUGAUCUUAAGGUAAGUUUGUAGGUAGAAAUUCUAACUGUGGCAGUUAACAGAUCCAGAAUUUUGAUGUAAUUUUACAUGUAUCAAAUAGAAAGCAUGGAAUCACAUGAUUUGAGGGGGUGUUUGGAUGGAGAC
Messenger RNA from Neltuma alba, 3558 nucleotides. Its product is annotated as probable LRR receptor-like serine/threonine-protein kinase At1g06840. NCBI's taxonomy places the organism in Eukaryota, Viridiplantae, Streptophyta, Magnoliopsida, Fabales, Fabaceae. Gene Ontology annotation, biological process: protein phosphorylation. The coding region runs from base 228 to 3095 and encodes 955 amino acids. The transcript has 21 exons. Gene Ontology annotation, molecular function: ATP binding; protein binding; protein kinase activity. The record is from RefSeq and is a predicted model, not a curated record.